AUGAUGAAUCUUAUUAAUGGUGUUAAAUUGUAAUAAUAUCAAAGACAUUAAUUUGAUAAUUAAACAGUUAUUUGUAUAACAAAAAAAAUACUUUAAACAAUUUAAUAUUUUCAUAAAGAGAAUAUAAUUCAUAGAAUUAUUAAAUCUGUUUCAAUACCAACAUUAGAAAAUUUCAUGAUCGAUCUAGAAAGUUUUCGUGUUAUUUCGUUAGAUUUUAAAUUACCAGCUUUAUUGGCAAAUAUUGAAGGAUCAAGAAAUGAAAAUUGA
Messenger RNA from Paramecium sonneborni, 267 nucleotides. The record is from the annotation of a GenBank genome assembly. NCBI's taxonomy places the organism in Eukaryota, Ciliophora, Oligohymenophorea, Peniculida, Parameciidae.